AUUUCAAAAUAUCCAUGGCAGUAGAAACUAAGAAAUGAAAAGGGUCUGUAAUAACUGUAUGUAGUAAUAUUGUGUGUAGGGGACUUGGUGUGUGCCAAAACCUACAACAAGCGAUGCAAUGCUGCAGGAAAUCAUCAAUUUCGCUUGCAACCAUGUGGAUUGUAGUCCUAUACAUGAUGUUUCAGGUCCAUGCUUCAACCCGACAACUCGAAUUAAUCACGCCUCUUUCGCUAUGAAUCUUUACUACCAGGGAACUGGGAGAAGGGAAUCAAGUUGUGAUUUCAGUCAGACUGGUCUCAUCGUCACAGAUGAUCCGAGCUAUGGUGAUUGCAAGUAUGAGUACCAUGAGUAGGGGGAGAUUAUGGCAGCUUGAGUUGAAAUGUGUUUGAAGAGGAAGAUUGAAGUUUAGGAAACAAUAAAUAAAAAGUGUU
This is a messenger RNA of Tripterygium wilfordii, 431 nucleotides long. RefSeq names its product glucan endo-1,3-beta-glucosidase-like. The record is from RefSeq and is a predicted model, not a curated record. The coding region runs from base 119 to 352 and encodes 77 amino acids. The transcript is spliced from 2 exons. NCBI's taxonomy places the organism in Eukaryota, Viridiplantae, Streptophyta, Magnoliopsida, Celastrales, Celastraceae.